This is a messenger RNA of Coregonus clupeaformis (lake whitefish), 2973 nucleotides long. RefSeq names its product phospholipase A2, group IVF, tandem duplicate 1 (gene pla2g4f.1). Gene Ontology annotation, biological process: glycerophospholipid catabolic process. The record is from RefSeq and is a predicted model, not a curated record. Bases 58 to 2472 code for a protein of 804 amino acids. The transcript is spliced from 20 exons. Lineage: Eukaryota; Metazoa; Chordata; Actinopteri; Salmoniformes; Salmonidae. Gene Ontology annotation, cellular component: cytosol. Gene Ontology annotation, molecular function: calcium ion binding; calcium-dependent phospholipid binding.
CCGACAGCUGACAGGCUCUUCAAUUCUCUGCAAACUUAGGAGGAACAUUAACUAACCAUGUUGAAGAGAGAGGUUAAGACCUACCAGAGCCUGACUGUUACUGUACUCCGAGCAAUAAACCACUCCUCUUAUGAUUAUUUGUCUCAGUCAGACUGUUAUGUUACAGUAGGUCUCCCCACAGCAUCUGCCAGGACCCUCUGUACUAAGACUGUGCCCAACAGCAAGACCCCAGAGUGGAAUGAGAGUUUCCACUUCAGGGUCUACAGUCACGUCAAGAAUAUCGUGGAGUUGAAGGUGUACGAUGAGGACAGUUUCAUUGGCGAUAGCGAUGACCUGUGCUCCAUCAUAGUGUUUGACAUCAAUAACCUCACCCCUGGGAAGAAGGAGACCAAGACCUUCACCAGUGAACCAACCAAAGAUGAAUUGUGGGUUGAGUUUGAGUUGCUGGAGAGUAAAGAGCCUGCUGGCGAGUAUCUCUCUAAUGGUGUCCUAGUGGCCUCCCCAUUCUCUACUGUGGAUGUGAAUGUAGAAAAGCUGAUGACCACUGCCAUGGAGCAGAAUGUGGUCCUGAAACUGUGUGGGGCCUUUCCAGAAGAGCAUAAGAUUCUUGCUCCUGAGAAAACGUCCAACCUGACCAAAACCCUGCGCUACUACAUCAACAGAGACCUGGAGACAGAGCUUUGCGUGAUGGGUAAAUUGGGUGAGGUAGAUCCAAAUGUCACUGGCUUAUCUGCUGUUCCACUCCUGCACCUUCCAGCCAGUAAUGAUUUCAAAGUAUCUUUACCUGUGGGAGAGGACAUGGUGGAUCUACAUUUGAGAGCAGAGGACUGCCCAGACAUUGAAUUUGAGGUGCGUCUUGAUUUUGACGUCCCUCCAGAGGAAAAAGAAUUCCUGAAGAAGAGAAAGGUGCUAGUGGGUCAGGCCUUACAAAAGGAGUUGGGCCUCAGCUCUCCCCCUGACCCUAAAAAGGUGCCUGUUAUAGCUGUGGUUAGCUCAGGGGGAGGGACCAGAGCAAUGACCGGCCUGUAUGGCAGUCUGAAGGGGCUGCAGAGACUGGGACUACUGGACGCUGUGAGCUACAUCACUGGUGUGUCAGGCUCCACAUGGGCCUUAGCCGCCCUGUAUCAGGAAGCAGAUUGGUCACAGCGUGAUAUGGAUGAGUCCAUCUCGGCUUUGGAGGGGGAGAUCACCAAGAGUUUCCUCAGUGCCUUCACCCCUGAGAAGCUGCAGUACUACAGACACCAGAUGGCAGAGAAAGAGAAGGAGGGACAUAUGGUGUCACUCAUAGACAUGUGGGGUCUGGUCGUUGAGCACUGCCUGCAUGGGAAGAAGAACACCAGUACCCUGUCUGACCAGCAGAAGGCAGUAUCAGAGGGCCAGAACCCUUUACCCAUAUGUACUGCUGUCAACCUGAAGGACGGAGUGAAAGGCGCCACAACAGAGUUUGAGUGGUGUGAGUUCACACCAUAUGAGGUGGGCAUCCCAAAGUAUGGGGCCUAUGUCCAUGCGGAGGACUUUGGGAGUGAAUUCUACCUUGGUCACCUGGUCAAGAAACAUCCAGAGAUACGUAUCGCCUAUCUGCUUGGUCUUUGGAGCAGUGUCUUCUCUCUUAACCUGACCCAGCUUUGGGGCUUUGCAACUGGAUGUCAACCAUCCUGGAGCCCAUGGCUGGGGGAAGAUGUCAACAAAAUAGAAAUUGACAAUGAACCAAUCACCCUGGACACCUACCAUUUCAAGCCUGUCACUAACACUGCCUCAGCGCUGACCAGCUUCUUUACCAGCCGGCCAGUCAUCAGUCAGAUCUACAACUUCAUGCGUGGGUUCUUCCUGCACCGGAACUACAAUGUCAACAGCAACUUUACAUCGUGGAAAGAUAUGCAUCCAGAUGCCUUCCCCAACAGACUGACUCCAGCUGACUCCACACUCCACCUGGCGGACGCUGGGUUCUCCAUCAACACAGGCUGUCCACCUGUCUUGAGACCAGAGAGGGGUGUUGAUGUCAUCAUGUCCCUCAACUAUUCUUGGUGCAAGGACAAAUUCAAUGUCCUAAAGAGGACUGAGGUUUACUGCAAAGACCACAGCAUCCCCUUCCCCCGCAUUGACUUCAGCAGCCUGGAGGGACAGCCCCUAAAAGAGCUCUACGUCUUCGAGGAUGAGGAAAACCCCAAGGCUCCCAUAGUCCUUCAUUUCCCUUUAGUCAACAUCUCAUUCAAAAAGUUCAAGGCCCCUGGUGUGGCACGUGAGGGUGAGGAGGAGAUGAAGGCAGGGGAUGUUGGCGUUAGCUCAAGCAGCUCCCCCUACCACACCAAACAUCUGACCUACACAGCAAAGGACUUCCGGGCACUGACAGACCUUACCUCAUUCAACAUCCAGAACAACAAGGAGAAGAUCCUCCAGGCUCUCGGGAAGGCCCUCGAAAGGAAGGUGCCUGUGGAAGAAUCAGACCACCAUGAGCAACACUCAUAUCAUUGACAGGGGCCCCUCCAUGGAGGAAGAGAGAGAACAACAUGCAUACAGAUCAGAUCACACUCAUUCCAUUUAGAGCAGCAACUCUAACUGCAAUUUCUUGGUGGGACGUCCUGAGCCCUGUUUCUAAAGGUUUAAAGAGGAGAAUGCAUUUUGUUAUUUCUUUGAGUUCUUGUUUCCAAGCUCCUAGUCUCCGUAGGCUAUAGACGCGGUGUGUUGUUUUUCUAGACUGUCUUUUUUUUACAUUUUACCUUUACGAACCUUACAGUAUGUUUCAUAUUAUUAAUUGUAUCUUGUUGACUUCAUUUUAGCACAGAACUCCUGUGUGUUUAGACACACAUAGUAUUUUCUCUCUUAGAGGUUAUUCUGGAGACACAUGUAACCAUGUUAAAUCAUAUUUCUUGAAAGUAAUUGACUCUGCUUUAUUAUGUACCAUGUCUUCAAUGUAUACUGUUAUUGUUUGAAAGUUAAUUCAUUCGUGACUAAUAAAUCUAUUAGUUGAUUUGA